This is a messenger RNA of Dendroctonus ponderosae (mountain pine beetle), 2124 nucleotides long. RefSeq names its product nucleolar protein dao-5. The coding region runs from base 116 to 1876 and encodes 586 amino acids. Gene Ontology annotation, cellular component: nucleoplasm; nucleolus. Lineage: Eukaryota; Metazoa; Arthropoda; Insecta; Coleoptera; Curculionidae. The record is from RefSeq and is a predicted model, not a curated record. The transcript has 7 exons.
UGCAAAUAAAUUGAAGAGUCGGUGAUCUUAACCUAAUUCGCUCAUUUCUUUCCGUUGUGCGUCGGUUUUCUGUAGGUCUUGUUUCUACAUUAGAAAGGACAAAAAGCCAAUAAAAAUGACUUCAAAUAUAGAUUUAGUGCGUUCUCUAGUGUUCGGGUUUCUACAAACUGAAGACAAGGCGAUCGCUGAGACGUAUCGAAAGAAAAACAACGUGCAAAAAUUGAACUCAACUAUCAAACUGAUUGACAUAAUCAGCGCUUCUCCAGUUGCUAAACAGCUCAAAGUUCCAGCGAAGGCAGAGGAGAGCGAUGAUUCAUCGUCAGAGGAGGAGGAACCUUCCAAAAAGCCAGUUGUGGCCAAACGGAAGGCUGCAAAUGGUCAAGCAACUCCGGCUGCGAAAAAAGCUAAAGUGGCCAGCAGCUCAGAUUCCGACAGUUCUGAAGAUGAAGCAGCAAAGCCAGCAGUAAAACCCCCCGUGAAGCAAACGCCUGCCAAGCCCGUGCAAAAGGCCAAGAAGCAGGAAAGUUCCUCAGACAGUUCUGAGGAGGAAGAGGCCCCAGCAAAGAAGGCCGUGGCCCCGAAGGUUACACCGAAGAAACCCGCUAAAAAGGAAUCGAGCUCCGAUUCAAGUGAAGAGGAAGCGCCCAAGAAACCUGCAAUAACUCCAGUGAAGGCCGCCAAGAAGGAAAGUUCAAGCGAGGAGAGCAGCAGUGAAGAGGAGGAGAAAGCUAAGAAGCCUGCAGUUGCCACACCGCUAGCCAAAAAGCCAGUUCCGGUUGCCAAAAAGGCACAAAGUAGCUCAGACGACUCAGAUAGUUCAGAAGACGAGGCCCCAAAACAGCCUGCAAAGAAACCGCCAGUGGUCGUAAAAAAACAGGAAAGUUCCGAUUCGGAAGACAGUUCAGAAAAUGAUGCGCCUCCAGCCAAGAAACCUGCUCCUGCCAAGGUGGCGCCUAAAAAACCGGCUAAACAGGACUCAUCGUCUGAUUCCAGUGACGAGGAUGAUGCUGAUCAGAAGAAGAAACCGGCGGCUGCUCCAGUGAAGGCCAAAGUUGCGCCGGCAGCGAAAAAAGCAGCAAGCAGCUCUGACGACUCUGAUAGCUCAGAGGCCAAGGCUCCCAAGCCAGUUAAAACUAAGCCAGUAGCCGUGGCUAAAAAGCAAGAAAGCUCCGAUUCGGACGACAGCUCGGAGGAGGAAAAAGCUCCUGCAAAGAAGCCGGUUGCUCAGAAGCCGACACCUAAGAAAGCCAAAAAGGAAGAAAGUUCUGAUGACUCCAGCGAGGAGGACGAGCAACCGAAGAAGGCGGUAGCCAAGGCCGCCAAUGGGAAAAAGGAGGAGAGUUCGGAGGAGGAAAGCAGCGAGGAAGAUGUCAAAGCCACGCCCCCGGCAUUUAAAAAAGCCCAAUCAGGCAACGAGGAUUCGUUUAAUAACAGCCAGACUGAGGAGAAUGGAGGAGAUUUCCCGGUGAAAAGCCCGCGAAAUGACUUCAACAACCAGAACAGAAACAGCGGCGGCUUUGGACGAGGUGGAUUUCGUGGAGGUAGGGGCGGAGAUCGUGGAGGUCGAGGCGGAGAUCGUGGGGGUCGAGGCGGCAGGGGCGGCUUUGGAUACAACAGAGACCGCAACUCGUUCGGCGGCGAUAACAGGGGCAGGGGUGGAUUUAGAGGAGGGCGCGGAGGCGAUCGGGGCGGCAACCGAAACAGCUUUGGCGGUGGUGGUCGCGACUUUGACAAUCAAGGGGGCGAAAGGAGAUCGUUCGGGGGAAAUCGAGGCGGCGGUCGUGGCGGUUUUAACCGGUCGAAUGACUUUAAUCAGAGAGGCGGUUUUGGGGGCCAGCCCAAGCCCGAGAACAAGAAAAUUAAGUUUGACGAGUAGAGGCAGUUUCUGCACAAACCCAUGUCUAAUUCGGCAAAUGCGAAGGGUUCGUGGGGCGAACGAGCCAACUUCGCAUUGAAGCACACACGCGGCAAGCAGUUUAGACAUGAAAAAACAAAAAAGAAACGGGGAUCCUACAUCGGCGGGCAAAUCGACAUGUCGGUCAAUUCAAUUAAGUUUUCCGAUUAAGUUCCUAGUAUGUAAGUUUUAUGUAAGUCUGAACGGAAAAGUUUAAAAAGUUUCAGGAA